Molecule: messenger RNA, 972 nt
Organism: Adineta steineri
Lineage: Eukaryota; Metazoa; Rotifera; Eurotatoria; Adinetida; Adinetidae
Source: the annotation of a GenBank genome assembly
AUGGCUCGUCGUGUAUAUGCUGCUGUUGUUAAGGCACUUGGACAAGUACCUCGCUAUGAACUUAUUGAUUUACCAUCACCAACAUCAAAUCAAGUUGAAGUUCAAGUAAUUGCUGCUGGUGUUCAUCAACUAGUCAGAUCAAUUAUAGGUGGACGACAUUAUAUUAAACCAAAAACAUCACCUAUUGUUGCAGGUGUAGAUGGUGUUGGAAAACUUUCUAAUGGUGAAAAAAUCUUCUUCAUAUCUAUGACACCUCCUACUGGUACUAUGAGUGAACAUGUGAAUAUUCAUCGUGACAUGAUAAUUCCUCUUCCAAAUAAUGCCGAUCCUAUCCUUUUUGCUGCUAUCAUGAAUGCCGGUAUGGCAUCAUGGAUGGCUCUACGUCAACGUGCACGUAUUCAACCAGGUGAAACAGUUUUGAUUCUUGGCGUUACAGGAAGUUCUGGUCAAAUAGCUGCUUCAGCUGCUCGUUUACUUGGUGCAAAACAUGUCAUCGGUGUUGGACGUAACACAUCUAUUCUGGAUCAAUUAUUAUCAGAUGGUAAAAUAGAUGCUUCUAUUCCUUUGACUAACGAUGAAGAACAAAUCCAGCAGGCAAUAGCAAAAGAAGCUGCAGGCGUAGAUAUCGUAUUAGAUUUUCUUUGGGGACGACCAACAGAAAUUGCUAUGGCAGGAAUUCAAUCAGCUCGAAAAGAUCCUGCACAAAGAUUACGUUGGGUUGAAAUUGGACAAAUGGCUGGUCCUACAAUACAGUGUUCAGCUAUGUUUCUUAGAAGCAAAAACAUUGAGAUAAUGGGAAGUGGAAUUGGUCCAAUUUCAUUGACAGAAAUGUUAAAAGAUCUAGAACAUAUGGUACCUUUGGUGAUGGAAGGUAAAUUAACAACAUCUGUCAUCACCAUACCUUUAAAAGACAUUGAAACAAAAUGGGAAGAAACAGCUAAUGCAAAAGAACGUGUAGUAGUAGUAAUGUAA